GAUUUCAUCGAGGGACGCCCUGGCUUUCUCUAUUUCCAUUUCGCUUUUUGUUGUUUUCGUCGCCUCUGUUGGCUAUCAUCGUUCUGAGUCUGGCGUUCGCGAGAUUUUCGUGCCAGACUACGUGAAAUCCUUCCGAAUUGGACCCCUGGAAGCAAGAGUUGGGAAUACUUGAAGGGAGCACAGGGCAUAUUUAAGAAGGACGCGGCUACGGCACUAGACCGCGGCAGGAUGGCCUCAACCGAGAGGCAGCCACUGCUGAAGGUCGUGCAUAUGGAUACACCAGAGGACGCCGAGCAGAACACAGUAGGCCACAAGCGAUGGAUAGAACGAUGGCGGCUAUUGUCCGUUCUCGGCGGUAUCGUUCUGCUCUCAUCCUAUACCCUGUACUCGGCAUGCGGAUUCAGCGUGCAGUAUCUCCAUUACCCAGGCGAGGAAGACUCCCCUCAGACUCCGAUGAACAGCAAUCCAGGAUCCGUUUCGAACUACAGCUGCAUCCCGGGGCAACCGUGCUGGCCUUCGACCAGUGAAUGGAAGGCCUUCAACCGAAGCAUUGGCGGGAAUCUUAAGCUCACAAUUCCUUGGGCCGCGCCUUGCUAUGAAGAGUCGCCCAAGAAGUGUCAGCAGGUCGCGGAAGACUACACCGAUGGGGUCGCGAGAACCGCACAGUAUGGCGCUAUGGAGUUCCUCGACUGGGAGACGUGCGGCCAGUCGAACUGCAUCCUCAACUCCUUCUCGCCAUCGUCGCCUGUUGCAGGUACUUGUUCGCUUGGACGACUCUCCACAUACCAUGUGGAAGCGCAUACCGCAGAUGACAUCAGCAAGACUCUGGAUUUCAUCCGACAACACGGGAUUAGAGUCUCGAUCAAGAAUUCUGGCCAUGACUACUUUGGACGAAGUAAUGCUGCGAACUCCCUCGCCAUCUGGACGCACAACAUGAAGGACACGAAAUAUCAUAAGAAGUUUCUGCCUCAGGGAUGCAAGGCUCAGUACGAGAAUGUUGGCGAGAUUGGCGCCGGCAUAUCAGCACAAGAGGCUUGGGAAACCUUCGAGCCUCUAGGCAUGCUUGUCACCGUCGGCGCAGUGAGCUCUGUGGGCGUUGCAGGCGGCUUUGGGCUCGGCGGAGGGCAUGGCCCUCUUGGGCCUUCCUUUGGCUUGAUGGUUGACCAAGCUAUAGAGUUCGAUAUCGUCACUGCAGAUGGGCAGGCGCGCACUAUCAACGAAUGCACCGAUCCUGACCUCUUCUGGGCAAUGCGCGGAGGCGGCGGAGGUACAUACGCCGUGCUGACCUCGUACAAGUUCCAGCUGCAUCCCGCUGUCCCUCUCAACGUCUACAGCUUCCAGGCGAACUUCCCCCUGCCCGAAGGUCAUCUCGACAUCACCGAAUCCAAGGUCCAUCGCGACAUCAUCCGCGCGCUUGCUAUGAACCAGACUCUGUUCGCCUCGCAAGGUAUCGCCGGCUACAACUUCAUCCUUCCAGACCACAUAGUCUCCCUGCAGAUCCUCCCAUCCACCGACACCGAAGCAAUCAAGACCAUUACCUCGCAAUGGCAUGACUUCCUCACGAAUUAUCCCGGCCUCAACAUAACCGACAACGCAUAUCAUAUCUUCCCGAAGUUCUCACAAUGGCACCAGUUCACGGAGGCACCCUCCAUCGCCCGCAACGGCCCUGUCGGGAUCGGUAUCUCAGAGUCAGGCCGCUUCGUCCCCAAACACCUCUUCUCCUCGCCCGAGAAGAUCGAGAAAGUCGUCAACGCAGUCAUGACCGCAAUGCAGUUCUCCUACACCAACCGUGGAGGCGGCAGCGCUCAGCUGUAUGCAACAGGUCCGUUCAACCAGCCGGACAACAGCAAGACGGGCGUCAACCCCGCCUGGCGCGAUGCAGUUUGGGAAGUCAUCAUGGGUCAAGUGUGGACGAGCAAUACCCCGCAAACUAUCCGCACGCAAAUCCAAAACACCAUUUCAGCAUCCAUUCAACCCCUCAAAGCCCUCACGCCGGGCGGUGGAUGCUACAUGAAUGAGGGCGACUGGACAGAAGAGAACUGGCAUCAGACCUUCUUCGGAAGCAAUUACGACAAGUUAUUAGAAGUGAAGAAGCGAUACGACCCGACCGGCUUGUUCAAUUGCUGGAAGUGUGUGGGAUGGACGGGGUAUGACGACCCGAUGUACUCAUGCUAUGCGCAGAGCGGGAAGACGCCGCACCCGAGUAUUCCGCUAGGACCUGUUGGUUGAACGCGUUUGACUGGCUCAACCCGCCCGCGGCGCGGCUUCUUCACCGAUUUCUUUCUUCACUUCCUCUUC
Messenger RNA from Trematosphaeria pertusa, 2298 nucleotides. Its product is annotated as FAD-binding domain-containing protein. The transcript is spliced from 2 exons. Gene Ontology annotation, molecular function: oxidoreductase activity; FAD binding. NCBI's taxonomy places the organism in Eukaryota, Fungi, Ascomycota, Dothideomycetes, Pleosporales, Trematosphaeriaceae. Bases 229 to 2229 code for a protein of 666 amino acids. The record is from RefSeq and is a predicted model, not a curated record.